Molecule: messenger RNA, 10619 nt
Organism: Paramormyrops kingsleyae
Lineage: Eukaryota; Metazoa; Chordata; Actinopteri; Osteoglossiformes; Mormyridae
Product: E3 ubiquitin-protein ligase SH3RF3-like
Molecular function (GO): protein binding
Source: RefSeq, a predicted model, not a curated record
AAAUGUAAGCCGGAGUACUUUGACAUUGCGUUCAUUCUACUUAUCGGCAGGCAAUGGAAAGAGCGAUUCCAGCAUGUUUAACUGUCGUGCACCUAAUCUGUAUCUGGAGUAAGGUUAAAAUCCCCCCGUAGGGGUGUUGGCACCGUGGUGCAGGGCUUGUCGCACGCAAUGAAAAAGCGAAUGGCAACUUUUUCUGUCAUAACCAGGUAAACAUGACGUGACACCGACAGGUCUACAAGUGACAACCAGCGACUACAACGCCACAGCGAGCGAUAAUAAUACGAUAAUAACGCAUUGAUUGAUUCAUCCUCUGGCGUCGGUUGAAGUCACUCCUAGGGAAACAUCUUGCGCUUCUUGUCUGGAUGAAGAAGGGAGUAGAGGCGGCGUGCAGUCAUUCACAUGAUGAUGUGGGAGAAGAUCGGGGAUCCGAUGACCAGCGGAACAAAGUCUCUGGGCUGAUUUCACAAUCACUGAGAUCAUCUGCAGCAUCAGAGCGGGCUGAGAGGCGCCGCGCGCACACGACGUCAUGGCAUGUCUGCGAAACAGCGAUGCCUAGAGAGGGGUCGGUGCUGGGUUUUUUUUUAAGCUACGAAACCUGGGUUUUAAAAGUCUCCCAGACCGUCUUUCAGUGUAAUUCCAGAUCACUUUGGUGCAUCGCUGCGCUGAUACUAUGAGCUGAUGGUGUUGAAUAUCUGACCUCACUUUUUCCCCCCUGCACAGCUGCGUGAGAAGCGGCUCGAAGCCUGGGAGGGGGGGGGUUCUCUUAUGAAAGUACCGCCAGCAUGUACUGGUGCGCCGUACGUGGACCGGGCAAAAGCGAUCGUUGGUGUCAGUGUUGCUGAAAAUGGACGAGUCGUCGCUCUUGGAUUUACUGGAAUGCUCCGUGUGCCUGGAGCGGCUGGACACCACCGCCAAAGUGCUGCCCUGCCAGCACACCUUCUGCCGCCGCUGCCUGGAGAACAUUCUCUGCUCCCGCAACGAGCUCCGCUGCCCCGAGUGCCGGAUACUGGUGGAUUGCGGUGUCGAUGAUCUGCCGGCCAAUAUCCUCCUGGUUCGCUUGCUGGAUGGUAUUAAGCAACGACCCAGGAACGGGGGGAGACCAGCGCUGACCGGGGUGUCUCUUGGAUGUGCGGCCGGCAUUGCAGGUUCGACUCCAGGGACACCGAUCCGAGACCUACCGAUUGCUUCUCGGGGCUCUCCGGUCAAGAAUGUUCCGCAGCUGCCUUGUGGGAAGGCUUUGUACAGCUAUGAAGGCAAGGAGCCGGGAGACCUCAAGUUCAACAAGGGUGACAUCAUCAUCUUGCGCCGGAAAGUGGACGAGAACUGGUACCACGGCGAGCUUAAUGGAAGCCACGGCUUCCUCCCGGCCAGCUACAUCCAGUGCAUCAAGCCUCUGUCACAGCCCCCGCCCCAAGGCAAGGCACUUUAUGACUUUGAAGUCAAAGACAAGGACCAGGACAAGGACUGCUUGACCUUCACUAAGGAUGAAGUUCUUACUGUGAUUCGAAGAGUGGAUGACAACUGGGCAGAGGGUAUGCUGGGAGAUAAAAUCGGAAUUUUCCCCAUUUUGUAUGUGGAGCUGAAUGAGACGGCCAAGCAGCUGAUGGAAAUCGACAAGCCGAGCCCGGUACCCGGGGCGAGCGGCCGGCCCGGUUCCUCGGGGGCCUCGUGCUCGAGCCCCGGCACCCCGCCCGACAGCAGCAACCCAGCCAGCGCCAUCCACCGGCGGCCCGACGGCAAGAAGAACGCCAAGAAGAGGCACUCAUUUACGGGAUUGAGCAUCACCCAACGCACAGCCCAGGCGCUUAGCAACCGGCACUCCAUGGAGAUCAGCGCGCCUGUGCUCAUCAGCUCAUCGGACCCGCGCGCCGCCGCCCGCAUUAGCGACUGCCCGCACCUGUCCUCUAGCGCCCCCACGGAGGACUCCUCCUCAUUCGCCGCGACCUCGUCCUCGGCCGCGGUGGCCCUGCCCAGAGUCACCUCAGGGUCUGCGGACCUGCUCGCCGCCGCCAAGGUCCAGCUGCCGUUGAACAUAUACCUGGCCAUGUACGCAUACAGACCCCAGAAGGCCGACGAGCUGGAGCUGCGGAAGGGCGAGAUGUACCGAGUGACAGAGAAGUGCCAGGACGGAUGGUUCAAGGGCACGUCUCUGCGCAGCGGCGCCUCUGGUGUCUUCCCCGGGAACUACGUCACACCUGUGUCCAGGGCCCCCUACGUGGUGGGACAGUCCCGCGUGUGUCUCUCUGGGUCGGCUCAGGCCGUGAAGGUUAACCCCAGCUCCCCAGGGUCCGCCGGGCCCUCCAGCCCGGUCCUUCUGGGCUCGGGGCCGCGCUCGUCCACCCCCCAGCUAGCCAGCCCGAUGGGCCCUUCCUCGUCAGCCUCCAGCUCCCCACAACUGCAGCCGGCGACUGCACACCUGAAGAACUGUCUGCGUGCGUCGGGGCAGCAGGCAGCUGCGUUGGGCCAAUCGCGCACACCCAUGCAGCUGGUGCACAGCCCCCCCUUGGGCAGCCCCGAGCGGCCAGCCACAGCGGCGGCGCUUCCCUCUCUCCGCCCCCACAGCUCCCCGGGCCCUUUGGCGCGCCCCCUCUCCGUGGCCUCCCCCCAGUACGUCCGCCCUGCCAUCCCCCUCACCUCCGCCGCGGCAGCCAUCACCCCGCCCAACGUCAGCGCCGCUCACCUCAACGGGGAGGUGCUGGCCAGCCCCCUGCGGCCCCCCUCCCCCGGGCACGUGCAGGGGGCCAGCGCCAACCUGGCCAAGCUAGACGAGAAGAAGGCUGAGAAGAAGGAGAGGAAGGGUGGAGGUUUCUUGAAACUCCUCUCUGGGGCAGCAGCCAAGAAGAAGUCCCGCUCCCCGCCGUCCGUGUCCCCGACCCACGAGCCCCAGCCCCAGGCCGCCGCGGAUGUGCCAGCGCAGGGGGUCGCGGGCGCCUCGGGACCCAGCCACGGGCGCGCCGGCUCCUGCCCCAUCGAGAGCGAGAUGCAGGGCGCCAUGGGCAUGGAGCCUCUGCACAGGAAGUCAGGCUCCCUGGACCUCAACUUCUCGGUGUCGCCGCCGGCCCGGCAGCCCUGCUCCGCUCUGCUCGCUCUCCGUCCAGAACCCAAGCCCCUGUCCAGAGAGAGGUACCGUGUGGUGGUGCCCUACCCCCCUCAGAGCGAAGCCGAGAUCGAACUGAAGGAGGGCGACAUCGUCUUUGUCCACAAAAAGCGGGAGGACGGCUGGUACAAAGGCACCCUGCAGCGCACGGGCCGCUCUGGUUUAUUCCCUGGCAGCUUUGUGGAAAGUUUCUGAGAAGUGAUGGGGGGGGGGGGGGGGUCGGUCCACUGGAGAUCUCAAGCAGGGGGGGUUCUCUUCCAACGAGCUUUCAAGAUAGACCUUCACAGUGGAUGCCACAUGGGGGUCCCUCACUCUGCAACCUUCAGAAGCAGGAAUCCAGCCCCCCCCCCCAUGGUGCUGACAAUAGUCUGUAGUCUACUACAAUAGUCUAUAUAUAUAAAAAAUGUUUUCUACACCAUCAAGAUUAUCUCUACAGAUUUCCAUUCAAAAACGAUGGCACUACAGCAGAAGGAGCACAAUGAUGCAAAAACAAAAAGGAGAAUCAUUAUUAUCACUGCCAUUGCUAAAUGUUCAUUUUUUUCUUCUAAAAUGUAAAGCAGAGAGUACUUCUUCACCGGGGGCGUUGUAAUCUCCACCGCACGUUCAGCUCUGGGCUGCAGCUGGCGGUCUGACCUCACUGACAUGCCCAGAGGCCACUGUCCGCUCAGGGGUCUGGCUCAAGUUAGUGCCUUCCAUCUUUUCAAAAAGAGCGCCCCCUUUUGGUGGUGGAGUGUACCUAGCCCUCUGGUGUGGAAGACCUCAAACUCUUGAUAAAUGUAAAGUUUCGUUUUUUUCCACCCGUUUUGUACUGUCACUUUAUCGGGAAGCGGCUACAGUAAAGCGCGGAUGUUUGCAUGUUUGCGUCUGUAGCGCCAUUAAGGCGUUUUUCUCGUGCCAUCACUUUAGCGUCCUGCAGGUCUGCGUCUCAGCUUCAGCUGUGAGGGCAUUGAAGGGUGCCUCAGGAUCUGAGCUUGACAAGGAAAAUGGAGAUCGCUGGAUCGCUUCAUAUCCAUUUGGCAGCGGCAACAUACAUAUUUUCUGAACAAUAGCAUCUCUGAUAAUCCUCAUCGCCUAGCAGUCCUUAACUCAGAAGCCAGUGACAUCGGCAGUCAGGGAAACUGGGCAAGAUGAAGUGUAGCAUCACUGAUUAAAUUCAGUGUAGGGUAUAAGAAUAUCCUCAGUUUAUGAAUAACAUCUUGUAGAGAUGACAGGUUUUUUCUCCACCACGCAACCCCCCCCCGGGGGCACAAUCCGGCACGUACCAAAGCUCAGUGCCGAGCUCCAACGUCUCGCCGUAAAGCACAAUUUUGACUCUAUCAUGAAUUAUUAAUCACUUUGGUCUCUCCCCCCGCCCCCGCUCCCCGCCCUCCCCCUUCUCCCCGGCGGAUGUCUGGAGGCCGCGGUAUUUUAUCUCCCGUUGGCAGUGAGCUCACAGGACGCAGCUCAAAGUAAGAUUUUUAUUCAAAGGCAAAUGAUGGAGCACAACAAGCCUCAGAUCGUUACUUCAUCAGUCGCGCCCUGUUGUUAUAUAAGAGUCCAGGCACUCGCUGAACAUGACAGUACCUGCGCUUAGCGGGCAUGACGGAACAGACGGCGGCUUUGCCGCGUUUCAUCCCUCUUAAGUAAUGAGCUCUUUCAUUAAAUAGCCAGGAGGCCUUUUCCGUAGCGUUACGGUGGCUGUGCUGGGCGGUGCCUCUGGAGGGAGAGCCUGCGGAGAGAUGGAGCCAGCAUGCUCGUCAGCGCUUCCUCGCCGUGGAAGCACCUGACCAUGAGAUCCCAUCAUCACCGCCGGCCUUUAUCCAUAAAGAACUGCCGCCUUGUAGCACAGCCUGGGGGUCUCUAGCUCUGCCUGAUAAAGGGAGUCAUGUGGUCAUAAGCCCCACCCCCUCUUGGUCAGUACAUGUCAGUAAAAAUAUACUGAGGAGUCAGAUUUUAAGGGUUUUUGUGUCCCUUGACUGGGUUAAAUCUUUUAAGAAUUAAAGCACAUUUGAGUUUGAAUGUGAUUAUAUUCUCAGAAGAGUCUAGAAGAAUGCCAUUUGACCGUCCUAGUCUUUACAGUGAUAAUGUCACAGGCAUCAGUGAGGACCAUUUCCUGAUAUGAUCCCAUGAUGCAUUUCACUGGCACCACAGCCCAGUCCAGGUGUAUGAAUGAGGUCGGACCAGUUCUCUGAUGGUACAGCUCUGUCUGAGUGAGUAAUGGAGCUGGGGUGAUGUUUUCCUCCCCUGCGACAGCACAAUCUGUGGGAGACCAGGAGCGUCUGUGAGAAUAUAAUCCGUUACCCAGUCUCAAUUCCCCGACUAAAUUGAUCUUCUCAAUGGAGGUAAAACUGACCCUUUCUGAUCCCAUGGGUCAAAGUGCAGGAGGUCAGUGUGGAGAGCUGAGGGUCUAUUUAUGUGAGGCCACCUUAAGAAUGUGUUAUGCACAGUAGAAUUAUAGUCCUCAGGUGUAUGGGAACAUUAUUUAAGAUGGUAUUAUCUUAUGGCUACAACCUGGAAGCACUCUUUCUUAUCCAUUUAUGUACCAGUGGUAUUUUUAAGCGUCCGCUGAAUCUCGUGCCAGGGGUGGGACGCCUCCUGGUGCCGUGUGAAGCACAUACUCACCUCUUCAUCCUCACAUUGAUCCUGAAGGGGCUGGGGGGCAGAUUUAUGCAGCUGCUGCCCAUAUCCUUAAAAAAAAAAAAAAAAACGAAAAACAAAAAAAAGGUUCCCCGGAUUUUCCAUGGGUUUGUGUACCAUUCAGGGUUGUUCCACAUUUGUGCUCAAUUUUUACAUGUGUAUGUGGUACUAAAAAGAAUAAAAGUAAAGUUUAGUCCAGUAUGAAAAGUCAUGCUUUAUUGAUUUAAAAGACUUUAUGUUACUGCCAGAAAAGGAAAAAAGAAAUAUAUAUAUACAUAUACAUAUAUAUAUAUAUAUAUAUAUAUUGUGUGGCGACGUUUUGGCAUGAGGCUAAGGAACUCCAGGUUUUUGAGGCUGUUCUGUCAGUGCUGGUGGUCUGUCAUUUAGCCUUGCGAUCGUGUGCACACUGUCUUGUACAAUAAGCUAUGGAGUGUUGUUUUUAAGUACAGUUUAGCAAUAAAUGCUAUUGGUUUAAAAUACAGUGCUGCUUGGCUUACUUCCUCAUGGCAGAUUUCUGCUGGGGUGGAGAAGGUAAAAUAACAGGUCAGUCCUUCAGAGGCACCAAAAGAGGGGGAAAUGGUGACAGAGACAGUGUUUGUCCCAAGGCUGCGCAAAGGGGGCAUGUCAAAGGCCCAUUGAAGGUCACACACAUUUGGACACCACCGUCUCGGACCCCUGUCCCCAAGGUAUUGUUGUCCCAUCACUGUCGUCGCCUUCGUACAGUUCCUGCAUGUAAUAUAGACCUACUGGAGGUAUGUUUCAAUUGUCUUACAUUUUGACAGUUUCUUAGUUUUAACUGGGAAUAUAUGUUAUCUGUGGUGAUUUAUGGUUAAGAAGAUACUGACUGAUAUCUGCUCUGUUCAGUUUGCUGUAGAAGUAUGUCUGCUCUUGCACGUACACAAGCAUUAUUUUUCUGAGCAACAGCCUUUGUGAAAUUCAACAGAAUUGUAAACACCUCGCAAUCACACCACCAUAUUACAUUGAAUGAUUAUUUUUGUUCUUGUUAGUCAGCAGUGUUGGUUUUCUCUUCUUGGUCAGCAUGUGUAAAUAUCACCACGUGUAUGAGAGCACUCACUGCUGCAUUAAUGCAUGGGCACAGCCGUGAUCAUGUAAGGGUCUAGGAAGUGCAUGUAUUGGUUCUACACCGUAACCAUGGCGAAGAUGGGCCAUCCCACCAACCUGAAUAAGAGGGGGAGAGGCUGUGGAUCGUGUGGUUCUUCGUUGGAUUGUGAUUAUUCAUAUUUCUCUAAUUUUACUAACAAGCUGUAGCAAGUUGGUUGCUUAAAUUACUUCAGUGCACUACCAAGAGUAUAAAAUGACAAGAAUGAUGGGUAACUAUUAAUGCAAUGUCAAUAAUAAUCAAUGAACGCAUUCAUUACACAUUUUGAGGGAUGCGUAUAUCAUUAUAAACACGUCUAUACAUAUUUAUAAAAAGGCAUCACACAUAGCCAUGUUUAUUAUGCAUUUGAAUGCUUUAUGAAGCUCUCAUCUAUAAUGCACUAUAAAUACCUUCAUAAUGCAAUACAUUGUAUCCUUAAUUCUUAUGCCGACCAUUAUAAUGGAUUAGCAAAGUAUCUAUAGUUCAUUAUGGAUGAGAGCAUUAUCGGUGCUUAUUAAGUAUUAUAAUCAACACUAAAAUGCCUUAUGACUAUUAAUAGAAAAUGCUGUAAUGCUUCGUUUAUUAUUAUACUUACCAUUAUAGUGCAUUAUGAUGGUAUCUAUAGUGCAUUAUGGAUGACAGCUUCAUUGGAGCUUAUGAAGUUUUAUAAUCAACACUUCAAUGCCUUCUGAUUGUCAAUAGAAGAUGUUGUAAUGCUUUAUUAAUUCUUAUACCGACUACUAUAAUGCAUUAUGAAAGGUAUCUAUAGUGCAUUGUAGAUGACAGCUUUAAGUAAAGUGAUGAGUUGGGAGAUCAAAAUCUAAUACUGAAUGUACUAAUUCACGAAAUAACAGAAGAAUGACAUCCAUUCUGCAGAAUAUUUAUGUAAUGGCAGGCCAAGUCCGUAUUACUACAGGGAUAUUAUUUACAAUCCCUUGUAGAAUGAUUUAUUUUUUAUCCAUUAGUACAGAGUUACACAUUAAUUACACAUUUCCAUUAAUUCCAUGUAGGCCAAUUUGUAUUAACUCCAUUAUUUCAACCACAUUGACACUCAGCCUGGUUUGUUCUGGAAUAAUUGAAGCAACAGAUCUUGCCUUACACCCGGAACUUACCAUUUUAACCAGUGAAGCUGUUCACCAUUAUCCUCAAGGCAUUAUAUUCCUGGACACCUCUGGUUCUAUUAAUGACAGACAAACGAACUACUCCAGACUAGUUGUGUACCUGUUAUUACCACAAGAUAUUAUGGUUAUCUUGUAUAAUUAAUGCUUAAUUAUGCAAUAUAGGUAUACACAUAAUACAUAUAUUACUUUUUCAUAUAUAGUAAAAAAAAUCUCCUGUUAAAAUUGACAAUUGUCUGCUAAAAUAAUUCUAGGUGCUGGACAUUAGUGCGUUGCCUGUUAUUUAGCAGAUGGUUUUUGUCCAAAGCAACAUACAAGUGAGGAUCAGAUAGCAGCACAAACUGGAAUCUAUGGCACAGUUGGGUCUAGGAAGCUUUCUCAAGGGCCCAAUGGUGAAAUCACUUCUCCUGGUCAUGGGAUUUGAACCAGCGACAUUUCGAUCACAGUUCUAACCCUCAGAGCUAUACACCAGGGUCUGUUUCUUGGUUGUUCUGAAUCAGUCAAUUUUAUUGAUGCUAGUUUUGUUUACUGCUCUUAUACUGGGCAGAAUGAGGCUGGGGAGCUUAAUAAACACUAUACAUGGGACAUAAUUCAGUUGCAAGAAGGUAGGAUAGAUGACUGGACAUAAAGUUUUCAAUACCAAACAUAAAUUGUUCCAGAGAAGUAUUAAAUUUGCCAUUUCCUGAUAAAUUACCUUCUUCAUUUCCCACCAUAAAUAGGCUUGAGAAAUUGGCCUUGUCCUUCAAAAAACCAAAAAGAAUGAACAAAAUUUAAUCAACUACCUCAGUGUGCAUGACACUGAGAAGCUCUGAUCCUUCUUGAAGAGCUAUCAUUGAUUCUGCUGUGAGAAAUAAAGGGCAUCUCAGACACAUCUCAAUCUGUGCAUAAACCAAGAUAAAAGCGCGGCUGCGUUUCUAACUGCAUACCCACUGAUACAUGUGUAAUGGCUGUUGUUCUUUUAGUGACUCCCGCUGCCCACUUCAUACAUUUCUGAUUAUUGCCAUCAAAGCUCUAAUUUUCUAAUAACAGUAUUUUUUUCUGGGGAAAAUAUAUAUUUAUAUUUUUGUGUGUAUUUAUUCACGAUUUCAUUAAAAUUCAUGAAAUAUGUAAUGACAUUUUAUGAUAACAUUUGACCAGUAAUGAAAAGGAGUAUAAGAGUUAAAUGACUGCGGGUCUUACUCUGACCUGUUUAGUCUACAAGGCUCAAAAACCCGUCUUUCCUCUUCUCUUCUGCCUGUUACCGUGGUAACCGGUUUUCGCUUCAGAUGGUGCUGCAGUUUAACAUCUGAAUGUCUGCACUAUCUUCCUAACUUUAGCAGGACCAGAAGAACGAGUGACAUUUUGGAGAGUCUGGAAUCAGACUUGCACUUAUGCCCCCACCUCAGCAUGGAAAUUUUACUGUUUCAGACAAGCUGCCUCAUUUCAGACAAGCUUGCCAUGUCAGUAAUAGCACCUACACAGGUCUGGCCUGGACCCAUUACCUGCAGUAACACUAAAAAUCUCUAGAACUUGAUAACUUGUCUAUUGUUAUGUUCAUUUAAAACCAUGUAAGUCAUAUCCAUUCUCACAUUGAGCUUCAUGUAUUGCUAUGAAGAUAUUGAGUUUAGGGCUGAAAGUCAGCCAAUUUUCAUAUUAGGUUUUCGAGGGAAUUUUCUAUGUAUUGGCUUUCAGAUUUGUUCGCGACAUUUUUUCGAAGCAGAAUUUUAAUUCUUCAAUGUCUCCUUACGCUCUUUUGCACCGUUUGUAUUCGCGGCAAUAUUUAGUUUGCUUUCAUGAUUAAAAUAAUUCUUUGACGCCCUCUAGUGGUAUUCCAUAGUACUGUUCUGAUAUAUUAAUAUUAUCUCCCAUGAACUAAGCUUGUUGCUCUGUGGAUAUCGCACUUUUUAAAGUUUUUAAAAAGCCUUCGGUUAACUACAAACUUCUAGUCAUACCUGCUGAACAGAAAAAAAACAAUUCUGGUGCUAGAGAUUGUCUGCUUACAUUGGUCUCAGCUAAGCUUGUGAUUGAAUUCUGGCACUAUUAGGAAUAGAUUGGUCAGAUCUAUGAGAAAAUGUUAUAUGUUGUUGUUGGCCAGGCUGCAGUCUGAAAAAGGUUCAGUAACACAGUCAUUUCCUAUGAGGCAGAUAAAAUAACCACUGGUAAGUCUUCUGCUAAUGAAUUCUUCAGGAUUCCUGUCCUUACUAGAUUCCACAUGUUUUAGACAUGUCAUAAAGCAUAACAUCACCACCAAUGCCUACAUGCACCCCUUAGUUCUGUAAAAGCAAUGAGCCAGAAUUUGUCUGUUUUUACUUUAGAUCUAAAAAGCAAAAGCUCAGAAGGAAAUGAUUGCCAGUUCCAUAUUUCUUCAAGUCUUUGAGAGAAAAAGUAUGUAUGAUUCUCAAAAACUUCUUCCUCAGGGAAAAAGAAAAACAUCUUUUCCCCCUACAGCAAUCAAUUCUGGUGCUACAAAGAAGUGGUCACUUCCUGUAGCUGGCAUAGAAAUAAAUUUAUGUUGAAAAAUUAAAAGUUAAUGUUGAAAGAAAUAAGCAAUUAAUUAAUAAUAUAACUGAAAUGUGACUGGGUUUGUAACAGAUUUUAAAAAUAGACAUUUUCUACUGAUUUUAUUGCUAUGAUUGUAAGUUAACCUGUGUUUUUAAAUAAUUGCAUUGUUGUACUGAGUGGAAAUAUGAAUAAAUGCAGGUAACAUGGC